AUGGCGAUGGAGUCCCUGGGCGUGCUGCUGCUGCACCCCAUGAACGCCUACCUGGAGCAGGAGCUCGACCGCCGCUUCCGCCUCUUCCGCUUCUGGGACUCCCCUCCCGACGGCCGCGCCGAGUUCCUCCGCGCCAACGCCUCCGCCAUCCGCGCCGUCGUCGGCAACGCCGGCUACAACGCCGACGCCGCGCUCAUCGACGCGCUGCCGUCGCUCGAGAUCGUCGCCUCCUUCUCUGUGGGGAUCGACCGCGUCGACCUCCCCAAGUGCCGCGAGCGCGGGAUCCGCGUCACCAACACCCCCGACGUCCUCACCGACGACGUCGCCGACCUCGCCGUCGGCCUCGCCAUCGCCGCGCUGAGGAAGAUCCCGCAGGCCGACCGCUACGUGCGCGCCGGCCUAUGGAAGGCCAAGGGGGACUACACACUCACCGCGCGGUUCAGUGGCAAAAGAGUGGGCAUCAUCGGGCUGGGCAGGAUAGGGCUUGCCAUUGCCACCCGAGUGGAGGCCUUUGAUUGCCCAGUCAACUACUACCAGAGAACAAAGAAAGACUACCCCAACUACACCUAUUACCCGAGCGUGGUCGAACUGGCGGCAAACAGCGACAUCCUGGUGGUGGCUUGUCCGCUGAAUGAGCAGACCCGGCACAUCGUCAACCGCGAGGUGAUCGAGGUGCUGGGGCCCAAGGGCGUGCUCAUAAACAUCGGGCGCGGCCCUCACGUCGACGAGCCCGAGCUGGUCUCGGCGCUCGUCGAGGGGCGCCUCGGCGGGGCAGGCCUCGACGUGUUCGAGGACGAGCCCAACGUGCCUGAGGCGCUGUUCGCGCUCGACAACGUCGUCCUGGUGCCACACGUGGGGAGCGGGACGCACGAGACGCGCCAGGCCAUGGCGGACCUUGUCCUGGAUGAUUAUUGCCCUCCAAGAUCUCAUUGCUCCGCAAGCGUUUCAGGCCAGCGAGCUUCUCCAAGAAAUCAAAUCCUCGCCUCACACCCGAACGGCCGGCGAGCCUGCCUGGUGGCAUCGUCGCGCGAAGGGACGAUGAAGCACACGACGUCGGACUCGGACGUGACGAGCCUGGCGACCACGUCGCCGUCGCGGUCCCCGAAGCGGGCGGCGUACUACCGGGAGCUCUCCAGGAGCUGCGUCGCCGCCUUCUGGUUCUCGGUUCUGGUCCUGGCCUUCACCCUCGUCUGCCUCGUCGUCUGGGGCGCCGCCCGCCGUGACAAACCCAGCGUCCUCGUCAAGAGCUUGAGAGUGGAGAAUUUCUACGCCGGCGAAGGGACGGACGGCACCGGAGUGCCGACCAAGUUCGUCACAAUGAACUGCUCGCUGGAGAUAGACGUCCACAACCCCUCCACCAUGUCCGGCAUCCAUGUUUCUUCCACCUCCAUCCAGCUCUACUAUUCACAGAUACCCAUCGCCAGCGGUCAGUUGGAGAAGUUCUACCAGCCGAAGAAGAGCCGGCACGUCGCAUCGGUGACCCUGCACGGCGAGAAGACGCCGCUCUACGGAGCCGGGGCUACCUUUGUCCUCACCAACACCGACGGCGUGCCGCUCACCGUGGACUUGGCGGUGAGGACGAGAGGGUAUGUCAUCGGCAGGCUUGUCAGGGUGACACACGCCAAGCGUGUGCGAUGCCCGGUUCUUGUGAGCUCUCUUACCGACAAGCCCAUCAUGAUCGCCCAGACUGCUUGCAGCUACUCUUGA
This is a messenger RNA of Triticum turgidum subsp. durum (durum wheat), 1707 nucleotides long. The record is from the annotation of a GenBank genome assembly. Lineage: Eukaryota; Viridiplantae; Streptophyta; Magnoliopsida; Poales; Poaceae.